UAGGCAGCCGAGCACAUGGUUUUGUAUGUUAGCCCACUGGGAUAAAGGACCCCUGCUUCACACAGCUCGCGCCUGCGUGCUCAUAUUACCAUCAGGUGAAUUUCAGAGCGAACAGGAAUAUAAAGAGCGAGAAAAACAGAGCUCAAACUCACAUGCUGAAGGCUGAUUAAACUGCUGUCAGAAUGUACUGAAACCUCAGGAGAAUCAGAUUACCUUUAAAAACCAGUUGCCUUUUUGUCGUGUGGACCUCAGUGCCUUCAUCAUGUCGCUGUUCACACACGUGUUGGCCUGCCUCUUUGGCAUCGGAUCAUGGGUGGCCAUUAACGGGAUGUGGGUGGAGCUACCUCUGAUCGUCCCCUCCAUUCCUGAGGGUUGGCACCUGCCCUCCUACCUUACAAUCAUUAUCCAGAUGGCCAACAUCGGGCCUCUCUUCAUCACGCUCAUGCACCGCUUCAGACCGGGCGUGCUGGACGAGCGGCCCGUUAUCUACACGAUCGUAACGGUUGGUGUGGUGGCCACCUUCCUCCUGGCGUUCCUCUGGAACCGCACGCUUACUUUUGGAGGAGGUGAACACAGUGCUGCCUUACUGUCCCUCAGCUUCCUGCUGUCUGUGGUGGACUGCACCUCAUCCGUCACAUUUCUACCCUUCAUGAUGCGUCUACAGCCUCGGUACCUCACCACCUACUUCAUUGGAGAGGGUCUAAGCGGUCUGGUCCCAGCAUUGGUGGCUCUUAUCCAAGGUGUAGGGGUGGUCCACUGCAAAAAUGCCAGUGCUAAUGUGAACUUUAGCAUGGGGAACUCCUCCUGGGGCUUCGAUGGAGAACUGCAGGCACACUACCAGCCGGCAAACUUUAGCAUGGGGAACUCAUCAUGGGGCUUCGAUGGAGAACUGCAGGCACACUACCAGCCGGCAAACUUCUCCGCUCAGGGUUUCUUCCUGUUCCUCAGUGCGAUGAUGAUGGUGUGCCUGGGCGCUUUCUUGUUACUCAACUUCCACCCAGCUGUGGCGCGGGAACACAAGAGCAAAGGCUAUAUUGAUGAUUCUCAGCGGGUGGAGAAGAUUGACAUAAGCCAAUCCCCAAACAGCGAAACUCCAGAGCAAAGGCCCAUGUUGGAUUUCCCAGAAGGCCUGGUGAUAAAACGACGCAGUUCAUUUGGAAAAGGAACCUGCAGCAGAAUAGAGCUAGUCUUCAUUUUUGUAGUUCUGGCCUGGGUCAAUGCAUUGACCAAUGCAGUCCUGCCCUCUGUCCAGUCUUACUCCUGUUUGCCGUAUGGAAAUCAGGCCUAUCAUCUUGCAGCCACUUUGUCUUCAGUAGCCAAUCCAGUGGCUUGUUUCAUUGCCAUGUUUGUACCAAUCAGGUCUCUGGUGCUGAUGGGGGUUCUAGCAGUGACUGGAACAGGGUUUGGAGCAUAUAUAAUGGCCAUGGCAGCACUAAGCCCUUGUCCUUUGCUGAUCAAUCAUGACCUAGGAGCAGCACUCAUCGUCAUAACCUGGGUCAUAUUUGUCCUCACUUUGUCCUAUGUGAAGGUGAUUAUUGGAGUGAUCCUGCGAGAUGAAGGCCACAGCGCCCUCGUGUGGUGUGGAGCUGUUGUGCAGCUGGGCUCUAUGUUAGGUGCCCUGUCUAUGUUCCCUUUGGUUAGUGUCUAUAGACUUUUCCAGUCAGGAGAUCCCUGUAAUACCAAGUGCCCUAAAUAAAAGCAAUCAUUAUUCUGAUAGAUUCAGAGUAAAACACUAAGGUGUUAGUGAACCAGGCUGAAUAAUACACAGAUGUAUGACCACACAUUUUUUCAUGACGCCUUUAUUUUUAACAUUUACAUAGAACCCAAAUUCCAGCUACUGUAUUGUUUCAACAAAUAUUUUUCCUUUUGGUUCUCAUAUAGUUCAUAGUACUGUUACAUGAUGACAAAACAAGCUUCAUAAUCUUCUGUAAUAUCUGCCACUGACUUAUAGUUACAGUGUAACUUGUCAGUUAUGAUAUUUUUGUUAUUUCAACGUUAUUACUUGAUAUGUAGUGUUUUUAUUAUCGUAUUGAACUGUUGCUGAAGUCUGAGAUCAUGUGUUUUUUUGUUUUUUUUUAAGAAUUGGAAAAUAUUUAU
Molecule: messenger RNA, 2097 nt
Organism: Sinocyclocheilus rhinocerous
Lineage: Eukaryota; Metazoa; Chordata; Actinopteri; Cypriniformes; Cyprinidae
Product: solute carrier family 52, riboflavin transporter, member 3-B
Exons: 4
Coding region: 263-1696 (477 amino acids)
Biological process (GO): riboflavin transport
Cellular component (GO): plasma membrane
Molecular function (GO): riboflavin transmembrane transporter activity
Source: RefSeq, a predicted model, not a curated record